Molecule: messenger RNA, 729 nt
Organism: Kogia breviceps (pygmy sperm whale)
Lineage: Eukaryota; Metazoa; Chordata; Mammalia; Artiodactyla; Physeteridae
Source: RefSeq, a predicted model, not a curated record
AUGGCGUCCCCGGGCGGCCCCCGCAGCCUGGCUCCUGCCCCUUCAGCGCUGCCUCAGGGAGGCCCCAGUUCUCCUUGCUACCCUGUCCUCACCCCAUCGUGUGGCCAAGUGUUCCUGAAAAUCGUGGGAGGAAAUCAGAGCGAAGAAGGGAAGUGGCCUUGGCAGGUGAGUCUGAGGGUCAGUGGCAGACGUGUGUGGAGGUUCCCUCACACAGCUCAGUGGGUGCUGACUGCAGCCCACUGUAUUUUAAGCUGUUACUGCUACAAUGUCAUGAUGGGAGAUCAGAGUGUCUAUGGUGAAAUCUCAGGGUUGGUGGUUCCUAUCAGCUGAGUCGUUCACCCUCAGUUCUCAACACGUGGAACUGUUAAACACGGAACUGUUCUCAACAUGUGGAACGUUGCUCUUCUCCGGCUCUUCUUCGCUGUAAAUUUCACUGGGGUCAUCCAGCCUAUAUGCAUCCCUGAGAAGACUUUCCAGGUGGAAGCUGGGACCAGGUGCUGGGUGACUGGAUGGGGCAAGCAACAAGAAUUCGGUGGCCCAUUUGUCUCAGUCUUACUCCGGGAGAUGGACCAAUAUAUCAUCUACUAUGAAGAAUGUAAUGGGAUGGUCCAGAAGGCCAUGCCAACAGAUAAGGAUGUAGUACUGGAAGGAAUGAUCUGUGGCUAUAAUAGUAUAGGAAAGGAUUCUUGUCAGCCUUUACUUAAGGAGAUUCAGGGGAGAACCCCUUAA